Messenger RNA from Leptopilina heterotoma, 1721 nucleotides. RefSeq lists its product as uncharacterized. Gene Ontology annotation, molecular function: glutamate-gated receptor activity. Gene Ontology annotation, cellular component: membrane. NCBI's taxonomy places the organism in Eukaryota, Metazoa, Arthropoda, Insecta, Hymenoptera, Figitidae. The transcript is spliced from 10 exons. The record is from RefSeq and is a predicted model, not a curated record. Bases 133 to 1698 code for a protein of 521 amino acids.
UCGUAUGGAAUUAAUGAAUUAUUUAAUUAUUUUAUUGAAAUUUAUCCGUAUGGUUAUCUCGUAAGAAGAAGAAUUUAUGAUUGUGACGGUUAUUUUUUAUUAGUAUCGAAUGAGUCGCGAAUUGUUUAUGCAAUGCAAAGGGUACCAUCACAAAUAUCGACAACGGAAAUUCUCAUUAUUGUUGAUAAUCAAAUAGAAAAUGAUUCGAAAAUAUUCAACGUCUCAUUGUAUCAAAAUUCAAAUGUUAAUUUAAUUUCUCAUUCAGGCUCUUGGACAUUAUCGGAAAAUUUUCUCAAGCCUCGAAAAUUUCGCAAAAUUAAAAAGUACGAUGAACUGGUACACAAGAAAGGGGUAGUAAAUUUAGAGGGUCGACUUCUUCAAGCAGCUGCUUAUUACAAUCCUCCCCUUUGUUAUUUAAACACAACAAUUAAUGAGACAAUAAACGGUGUUGAGGCUGAAAUUUUUUUAGCUGACAAUGAUUUUGAAGUCGAUGGCGUGGAAAUGAGAAUAUUUGAGCUUAUUGCAAAAAGAUUAAAUUUUCGCUGGUCCAUUAGGAAACCCUCGGGAAGUUAUAGAUACGGAAGAAAAAUAAAUGACACAACUUGGAAUGGCGGUAUGAUAGGGCAAAUAUUCAGAAAAGAGAUUGAUAUAGCAUUUAGUGGAAUAUGGCUAAAACAUGAUCAUUAUUCAUUUGCAAAUUUAUCUGAGCCCUGGUACGAACUUGCGGUCGAUUUUCUGGUUCCUCGACCAAAACCGUACAGCAGUUUCUGGGCAAUUAUUCGACCAUUCACUGCUGAAGUUUGGACACUAAUAAUUAUAAUCGUUAUAAUUCAAACUACAAGCACAAUCAUUAAAGCUCAAAUGGAUCCAAACGUUCCACGUUAUUACAGAAAUUUUAUCGUAACAGUAACUGAAGUUAUGGGAAAUUUAGUAGGUACUGGAAUAUCGGAAACUGUUCCCGAAUUGAGAUUGCAAAUGUUCAUUUGUCAAUUUAUCGGAUUUUUACUUGUCACUGCUUACAGUACAAUUCUUGCCGCCAGUUUAUCGAAUCCCGAAUAUGAAAAAAGAAUUGAUACUGCUAAACAAUUUGUGGAGGCAAAUCUCACGUGGGGAAGAGAAGGACCAACGCCAAUUUUUAGUGACUUUUUUGAUUUAAACGACACAUAUUUUUCACAAUUUCCAAGUAGAUUUGAACACGAAGAGGGAAGUGCUGUUAGACACAAAAAAAUUCUUGAAGGUAAUUAUGCCAUUCUUGGAAGAUUUGUAGGAUCACUUUUCUUCCCCGAGAAUAACGUCACAAAUACCGAUUUAAAGAAUUACAGACUAAUGAAGGAAAAUGCUGGUAGAUUUUAUUCUUCUUUUGCCGUACAACCGUGGCUUCUGGAACCAGUUAAUAUGGUCAUGCUAUGGUUAAGAGAAGGUGGCAUCACUCUUUAUCAUUUAAAAGAUGUAAUUCGUCGACGAGCGGUUCACAGUCUGCGUGAAGUUUUAGUGGAAUACGAUUACGUUGAUGAAGGAGUGGCCAUAAUUUUAAAUCUAACACCCCUUGGAGGAGCAUUUUCACUUUUAAUUGUUGGCUUUUGCCUGUCAACUUUUGUUUUUUACUUGGAAUUACGUUCGGUGCGCGGGACAAAAUCAGUUUUCUCUGUUCUUCGAGUUAUUCAUGAAAAAAAAUCUCGUGAAGAGAACGAAAUUUGAAAGAAGAAAUAAAAUUAUACACA